GAGCUCCUCUCAGCCCCCUUUUCUCCAGUCCUGGAUCCUCAGCUGCUCCUUGACGUUCAUUCCAGCCCUUGCCACCUGCUCAGCUGGCCCCAUCUGGGUACAUUUAAGUACCUGAAUGUCCUUAAAUGGUGCAGACAGAGCUCCAAGUGGGGCUGCAGCAGCGCUGAACACAGUGGGAGAUUCCCUCUUUGGCCAGUUCCUAUCCGGAAGCGUAGGAAAGAAACGCAGCGUGUAAAAUCUGGAAAUGGAGAAAUGAGACUUCAGUGGGACUCACUCAGCGCCUCUGGAAAGGAAAAGAUCUGGUUUUCUCUUCUUCCACUUGCUGUCCUGGUGUCUCCGUCAGCCAGAAUGUCCCAUUUUGUGCUGUUUCACUGGAUGAUGAUACAGAUCUUUAUAGCACACACGGUGUCUGAAGCAGUUGUGAGAGGAACAACAGGACGACCUGUGACACUGCCCUGCUCCUACCGCGUGACGCGGCGCUCGGGCAUCUCCGACAUGUGCUGGGGCAGAGGCCCCUGCCCCAAUUCAAAGUGCAGCAACAAAAUUUUGCACACCGCUGGCAGUAAGGUGACGUUCAGAGCGUCGCAGAGGUACAACCUGCACGGCUCCGUGUCCUUCGGGGACGUGUCCCUCACCAUCGGGGCGGUGAAGGCGGAGGAUGCGGGCAUUUACUGCUGCCGUGUGGAGAUCCCCGGCCUGUUCAACGACAUCAAGCGGAACAUACGGCUGGAGGUGGCCAGAGCCCCUCCGGUGACCACCACAACCACCACCACCACAAAAGAUCCUGUUUUCUCCAAAUAUAUUACAGAAACAACUUUUGCUCCUCAAGCAACCUCUGAUCUCCAGCCAACACCAGAGACUGCAGUCUGGCUGACAAACAGCAUCCUUCUACCAGAAACCACAGCUCCCGAGUCUCCAACAGUGACUACAGGGGAGAUCUCUUCUCCCUCAACAGUUGCUAGCACAGAAAAUGACAUUUUUCCUGUAACUAUGGUGGAAACGAGUGCUCCCCCAGAUUUUCCAACUACUUCCCAAGCAGCUGAUGUGAUGACUGAAGAUGUCAUGUUCUGCUCCACACUCCCUGGAAGUACAGAGGUGACUUCUGAACUCCCAGGUACACUUCCAGCUUCAGUGAUUACUGAAUUCCCAGGUACACUUCCAGCUGCAGAGGAAACCACCAGCUCUGUCAUGAUGGAAGAGAUGUCAGUCAUGGAGGUUUCAGCAAAUUCAGAUGGCAGUGCUGGGAAACAUGAAGAUAGACGAGAUAAGUUUCCCAGCUCUGCCAUUCUCAUUGCCUGUGUCAUAGGGGGGUCAAGCCUUCUCAUACUGAUGAUCUCGUUGGUUUGGAAACGUAAACAGGCAAAGAAGUUUACAGUAAAAAGUGUUGGACCACCAGAAGAGACAGACAAAGUUUUCAGUGGUGCUGAAGGAGAAAACAACAUUUUUUCCCUGUGAAGAGCUCCUACAUCAUCUGCAGAUGCCAUGGGAAAUAAAAAGGGCCUGUUCCAUGCUGCACUGAGAGAUACUUGUGAGCCCUCAAAAUAUCAGUGGGUAUAAAACAAAGGCCAAAGCUUCAACUAUGAAAAUUUAAAAUCUUUGUGCAAAUUUUCCCAUGUCACCCUUAAAACUCAUUGCAUAAAGAAGCUUAUUUGAGAAGGGGCUUUAUGCAUUAUUCAUGGAUGCUUCUGGCAUCUGCCUUCUUACUAACACCAUGUUGCACAAUUGAAUUCAUUUUUCUCCAUUUUUACUAAUGCUCUUCCUUGAAUGCAACUUGUACUGUGAGGAACAGCAAAGAUCACAUGGAAGGCUGCCUAUCUUCAAAUUCCCAUAAAGAAAGAAAAGGAAUCAUAAAAUACAGUUUUUAAUGCUUUUAUGUAAUCAACAGAAAAAUUAGGCUACAAGAAUGCUGCGAGUUUAAAUAAAAAUUGCAGAUUAUUUAAGGGGUAUCACUACUGCCUGUGAUUCAGCAUAUUUGAAUAACCCUUGGAGAAUAUAUUAAUAAACUUUGUAAUUUGUCGCUGGCAA
Molecule: messenger RNA, 2025 nt
Organism: Pseudopodoces humilis (Tibetan ground-tit)
Lineage: Eukaryota; Metazoa; Chordata; Aves; Passeriformes; Paridae
Source: RefSeq, a predicted model, not a curated record